GCGACAUUAUUAAGAUAGAUAUCAAUUUCACUCAGAAACUUUUCGAUCAAAAAUGUUAUUUUAUAUCAUUAGUGCAAUUUUGGUGCUAACACUAAUAUGGUACUACCUUAAAAAACCUUUUACUUAUUGGUCCGAUCAGGGUAUACCUCAAACGAAACCAUUGCCUCUUAUAGGGGACAUGUUGGAUAUGACUUUAGGCCGGAUAGGCAUGCCUCAUUUUCUACAGUCUGUCUACGAUUUAUACCCCAAUGAAAGGUAAUAUUCAAUAACAAUAAUAAUAACAAUAAUUUAAAACAAUUUUUAGAUUUAUUGGUUGGUAUAAAUUUUCACAGCCCAUGUUGAUCAUCAAAGAUCCAGAAAUAAUCAAACAAAUUGCCAUACAAGAUUUCGGUCACUUUACCGACCAUAGGGAUUUUGUAAAACCUGAGCUAGAUUUGUUAUGGAGUAGAAAUCUUUUAGCCUCGAAAGGUGAAAGAUGGAGAGAUUUGCGACAGUUACUCAGUCCGAUUUUCACUUCAAGCAAAAUCAAGACAAUGUACAAGCUUAUGACUGAAGCUGCUAUAGAUUUUAUUGAACAUUUUAAUGCCAGAAAUGAAGAUGUAAUCGAGCUAGACAUUAAAAAAGUUUUCACAAGAUAUACAAAUGAUGUGAUAGCAACUACAGCGUUUGGUGUAAAAGUAGAUUCACUAAACGAACCAAACAAUACAUUUUAUUCAAUGGGGCAGAAACUUACAAAUUUAAGAGGUAUUCUAAAUCUCAUUAAAUUUGUUUUACUGCCAACAAUGCCAAAAAUUUGCAAGUAUUUAGGAAUCAAAUUUCUAAAUCCAACUGCUGCUGAAUAUUUCCAUGAAGUAGUCAAUGACACCAUCAAAGCGCGCGAGGAAAAUCAAAUUGUCAGACAAGAUUUGAUUCAUCUUUUAUUAGAAGCAAGAAAAAAUCAAUCAGAUGUCAACCCAAAACGUAUAGUGGAAAUCAGCAAUACCGAUAUUACUUCUCAAGCACUAAUCUUUUUCUUUGCUGGUUUUGAUACAGCGGCAUCUGCUAUGUCAUUUGGCUGUUACGAGUUGGCAGUGAACAAAGAUAUCCAAGACAGGCUUCGUGAAGAAGUGAUGCAAGUUGCCAAAAAUGGCAGAGUUACUUAUGAGAGUUUACAAGAAAUGAAAUAUAUGGACAUGGUAUUGUCAGAAAUUCUUCGUAAAUGGCCUCCAUUUCCAGACUUAGACAGAGUGUGCACUAAAUCCUAUACAAUUGAAUCUAUCCACAUAAAAAAAGGUCAGCACAUCACUGUGCCAAUCCUCUCCAUACAAAGAGAUCCAAAAUAUUUCCCAAAUCCCGACAAAUUUGAUCCGAAACGCUUCUCUGAUGAAAAUAAACACAGCCUAGUGCCUUAUAGCAGCCUAGCAUUUGGUCUUGGCCCGAGAAUGUGUAUUGGUCGUAGAUUUGCUGAAACUGAAAUCAAGGCUUUGCUUUUCAAUUUGUUGUUAAACUAUGAAAUUGUUAUGACUUCGAAAACUGUGAAGGAAGCAAAAUUGACCUCAGAUAAUUUGCUUGAUAUGGAAGGUGGAUUUCAUUUGGGGUUGAAAAGAAUAAAACCACAAUGAAUAAUUGAUUAUCUUUCUAUUGGUGGAUCAAACAUUCACUUGGAGAAUGUGCCACAAUUUUGAUUGGAUUAUCCUCUCUUUGUAACAUAAACUUUAUAUUUACUAAACGUCUCAGGGAUGUAACUGGCUGAUGUUUUAAGUUUUUAAAUUUUAGUAAUUUUGUACAGUGAUUAUUUUAGUUAUUAGAAAUUGUUUAUUACAUUGAUAAAUUUGUUUUGAAUUUUCUGUAACUGGGCCUUGUCCUAUUAGACAGUGGCGUAGCUAGGCUUCGGCGACGUCGGCGGCUGCCGACGGCCUCGCUCCCUAAGGACCCUCGCAAAAAAUAGGUUACCGAACCCUAAAAAUUGGCACUUUUUGAUUUCCCAAAAUAAAACGGAGAGAACAAAUAAACUUAAUCCUAUACGAAACUUCUAAAUAUCAUAGAAUUCACUGAAAAUUAUUAUUUCUACUGCAAAUUAACCUAGAAAUCUCAAAUCAU
Molecule: messenger RNA, 2079 nt
Organism: Ceutorhynchus assimilis (cabbage seed weevil)
Lineage: Eukaryota; Metazoa; Arthropoda; Insecta; Coleoptera; Curculionidae
Source: the annotation of a GenBank genome assembly